AUGACACUCCAGCCUCACCGUUCAAGGCAACCACUGCGCGAGCCGUGGACGACAGAGCGGUUCUACCAGGAACGCGCUCUAGCAUGCGACCACGCGCUCGACUCCAGCACCCGCUCCACGUACUCUUCUCAUCUCAACUCAUAUCUGGCUUUCUGCGACGCACAUGCUUUCCCCUACACCCCCACAGCCGACAUUCUCUCCUUCUACGUUGUGUACAUGUCCUAUCACAUCGAACCCCGCUCCAUCACUUCCUACCUUUCCGGCAUCUGCAGCUCGCUCGAAAGCUACUACCCCGGUGUCCGCAAGCUCCGCAACGAUCCGCUGGUCGUGCGCACUCUCAGGGGCUGCAUGCGCAUGCGGAGCAAACCAGUGCAGCGCAAGAGAGCCCUCGAGUGCACUGACCUACAACGCGCUAUCACCACGUACCCGCCCAGAUCGUAUGAUGAUCACCUUUUCAUGGCGCUCCUCUUCACGGGUUUCCACUGCCUUCUGCGGCUCGGCGACAUGGUCCAGCCCGACAAGCCAGAACUUCGUACCCUACGGAAGAUCACCCGCCGAGCUUCCCUCACUCUCGAUGAUGAGCCAGUCACUUUCACUCUCCCCACGCACAAGUCUGAUCGCGCAUUUGAGGGCGACCAUGUCGUCCUUACCAACUUGAUCAACGCCGGCCCAGAUCCCGUUGCCAUCUUCCGCACCGGAAGUACGAGCACCGCGACCGGAGGAGUCGAGGCACGAACCGGGACGAGCAUCGUUGGAAGCGAGGCUGAGUAUGCCCCGGUUCGUGUUUUCAUCGAGAAGACCUUGUCCCAGUAUCGACUCCACCAACUCUCUCGCGAUGAGGCUGUCAGCGCCUUCAGCAAAUACUUCCACCCAGUCGCCGAGAAGCUCGGAACACCUGUCGAGAACGCCAACAGUGCAGUCUGA
Molecule: messenger RNA, 924 nt
Organism: Epithele typhae
Lineage: Eukaryota; Fungi; Basidiomycota; Agaricomycetes; Polyporales; Epitheliaceae
Exons: 2
Coding region: 1-924 (307 amino acids)
Source: RefSeq, a predicted model, not a curated record